CACGAACUUCCAGACACGACGAGCAACGUCUCUUAAUGUCCCCACCACUGCGACAUGAAUGCAUUCGCGUACCGGUGACGGCUUUAGCGGCCGUUGGGCCUCUUUUAUUCGCCGCAGAAGGGCCUGUCGUCCGUUGUUAUCGCAGCGACGACGUGAAGAAGUUCACAUAUGUCGGAUCGAAGAGAGUUUUCAAGAGUCAUGCUAUUCAUGGCAUAGCGGCCCACCAGGUCGACCUGAAUUCCGUGACCUUGGCUAUAUGGGGAGGUCCCCUGAUACGUUUCCUCCAGUUCGACCCGGUUGCGUUCUCUAGCCGUAUCGACCUUGGAGGCAAUGGAUGGGGCAGUUCAAUAGCCUCUCCCAUUGUGCGAGCACCGGACUGGAUUCUGGACCUGUCGCUCCGGCCUGCAAGCACUUCCAAUCUCACGGAGGGAGAUGUUAUUAUAUGUGCUGCGGUCACGGCCCACAACGCACUCAUCGAGGUGACUGUACAACAAACAAGCCAAGAUGAGGGGGGUAAAAGCACACUUGUACCACGGCUCUCAGAAUCGACUUCCAGUUCACGCUCGAUCCUCUAUUCGGCACAUCUACUAUGGGAUUCUGACGACCAUGUACUAGUCGCAGCUGGAACCGCCUUCGGAGAAAUCAUCUUCUGGUCCUGGACAAAAGAUGCCAUCAAGGGCUCUUAUUCGUGCAUCCUCCGAGUCUUCCUCGGUCAUGAGGGAUCCAUAUUCGGAGUCCGCAUCUCGGAAGAGAUCAAUGACGCCUCUGGAAACACACAGCGAUAUCUUGCCAGCUGUAGUGACGACCGCACGAUCCGCAUCUGGGACCUGUCCGGUAUCCAAACCUGCAGUGCUGUAGCGCACUUGGAUACGGCAGUUGCAGAGGCCGAGAGAACGCGGCACACUGGAUUCAGCAGCGAAACCUUCGAUGCAGAUAUCUCAAACUCGCCAUGCCUAGCGAUUGGCUGGGGGCAUCUAUCGCGAGUAUGGGCAGUUAUCUUUGUGCGGUCGCGCUGCUCCCCGAAUAGUAUCUGUCUGCUGUCUUCAGGGGAGGAUGCAACUUCACGAGCUUGGCAAUUCUCACCCAGGCGCGGCAGCUCACAGGAGGCAGACACAUCACCCAUCAAACUGAUACAAGUGGGAACAGCGGCCUAUCACAGUGGGAAGAACAUCUGGUCGAGCAUCGUGUUCGGCUCGGAUCAAGGCGCUCAGCAGGUCGUCUGUGGCGCUGCAGAGAGCAAGAUCACUGCAUACCCCCUCCCUACCUUCGAGGUCGUGGGUAGCAAGGCAGCAGAGGAUAUUGCCGAAUAUACUCUACAAGACAUAGUCUCCAUGGACCAAGGGACCAGCCUCGCUCUGCAGACCAGUCUCAGCAAUCUAUCGCUCAAGCGAGUGAAAGCUGACGACUUCAUCCGUGCCUAUGCCCUCCUCGACAGCACCUCCUUCCUGCUGACCACGAACACCGGCAAGGUGUUUCUGGAAACUAUCACACCCGGAUCUGACGGCCAUGGAGCCGGCUCAAUAUCGAAGUCGGAACUCAUACAACAGCUUGACGAAGGGUCUGGUCAUUCGGUGUGCGUCGCUGAGCCUUCACUUGGAGUAGGCUUCGUCGGUGGAGCGCGAGGCGGUAUUUACAUGUACCACAAAAGUGCACCGUCAGUACUCAAGAGAAUAUCCACUGUCCAGGGGAAGAUAGGCGACCUGUUCAUCGGCCUUAAGACUACGAAUGACUCAUUCGUGCUUGUUGUCUCGUUGAUGGGCCGUAACGUCGCUCAAUACAUACACAUAUCGACUCCCCAAGGUGGGAAGCCACACUCCAUUGUAGACAUCGUCGAUCUUGUCCUGCCCGAAGCAGUGACAGGCACAACGAUAACCAGUAUGGCGUGGAUCCCGCUCUACGGCGGUCCCGCAUGCGUCGUCCUCGGUUUCAGGGGCGGUUCGGUCGCAGGGUACUCGCUACCUUGCUCUGCCGACCAAACUGAUCGGAUUACCGCAUCUGUCACCCAAAAGUUCCACGGCAAAGAGGCAGUCACAUCUCUGCUCUGGUACCCAUGCCCUGACCCCUCCUCUCCAUUUCCAUCAGAAGGCUACCUCAUCUCCGUCGGCCGCGAUGGUUGCUGCGCAAUACACCAUCUCAUACUCUCCAAGAAGCCUCAUGGAUGCACUCACUGUGACUUCCAGGGCUACGAUUUCACGUUCACACUGACGCAUCAUCUCCCCUUCCCCUUCGGGCCCACCCUCGAAGGCUUGUACCUCGAUGACACCAGCAGUAACCUCUUCAUCUACGGCUUCUCCAGCACAAAAUUCAUCCUCUACAACCUCACCACGGAGGAGGAAAUCAUGAAUGUCGAGACGGGCGGUGCACAUCGGAGCUGGGCUUUUCAUCCUCCCUCGUACCCGUACUAUCCCCCUGGCAGCGAGAAAGGAAGAGAAACCGUUGAGGGAGAAGAGGAGGUUGGUAGUGCUGCAGGCGGCACACUCGUCUGGACCCGCGCCUCCACCACCCACAUCUACGCUCCCCAUCACCUUGGUGCAAACCACAGCGUCAUCCGCACAGGUGGCCACGGGCGGGAAAUCAAGGCCGUAGCCGUGUCCCCGACAAACGGGCUCAUAGCUACAGGCGCAGAGGACACGGAUAUCAAGCUCUUCUCCUACGACAUCAACAGCGGUGAUGGAAAGGAGAAAGAUUUGCGCGCCCUGCGUACAUUGCGAAAACACAAGACAGGGAUUCAGCAUUUGCAGUGGUCUGACGAUGGUGAGUAUCUGUUCAGUAGUGGCGGUGCGGAGGAGUUUUUCGUUUGGAGGGUGAGGAAGUUACCGAGAUGGAUUGGCUACGGCGUCGUUUGCGAGGCGGAGAUACGAAGGGAGAGCUUGGACGUCGAGGUCCGGUGUUUGGGAUUCGAUGUGCGAAGGGAGGAUGAUGGAUUCGUGAUUGCCCUGGUAUUCUCCGACUCUACCAUUCGGAUUCACACGUACAACACCUCGACAUGCUCCUUCAGCACCGUACUACGAACCACAUACGCCACUUCGUGCCUCACGCAAACCGUCUUCCUCUCUCCGACCACGCUCCUGACCGCCGGAACGGACGGCCACGCAGUCCUCUGGCCACUUCCACUGGACAGAGUGAGGCAACAAGACGACGGCAACUGCAAAUACCACUCCCCGCUACGCCUCCACCAGAACAGCAGCAAGACACUCGGCACCCACCCUAUCCCGCAUACAUGGGCCACGCUCCUCGUCUCCGGCGGCGACGACGGCAGCAUCGCCUUGUUCAUCGCCACCCCCCAGUUUCCCCCCUUAUCUCCCUUUGGCACCCCGUCUCUUGCUACCACCACACCCUCUCCAACGGCCAUGACCAUCCACCCACCCGCCAUCCUCGCUCGUGCCCACGCAUCGGCCGUCACGGCCUUGGCCAUCAUCCCCGCCUUCUCCUCUCUGUCCUCCAAGUCUCACCCUUCCCCCUCACUGGACGCCGCCUCCACGCCCGAAACGCACACAUUACACGUCCUCACAUCCGGCACCGAUCAAUGGCUUCGUCUGUGGUCUGUCAGCGUUAGACUGCCUAGCGAGAUAGGAAAAGUAGGAGAAGGAGAAGCGGCAGGACCCGAUAUCCGCAUCCAGCGCGCGGGGAAACUGAAGACGCAUGUGGCCGAUGUGUCGAGCAUGGCUGUGCUGGGGUAUACCGCUUUCUCCUCCUCGAAAGGCGGGGACACGGAGGGUCAAGAGAGCACGGGUAAGGGUAGGGGUGCGGGUUCGGAUACGGGUACGGGUAGCGAUGCGAGAGUCGUGGUUUGUGGUGUUGGUAUGGAGGUUGUAAGGGUGGGUGGUUGUGACGAGGAUGGCGAAGGAGAGUAGACUAGAGUGGAAAAAAGACGGAAGAGUGAUGGGUUUUCGCAUUCGGAUGUAUGUGUUUGGCAAAGGGGUGUAUAAUCCGGCUCAGGUGUGCCUCACUGCAAAGUCGAACGCGCAAAAUUACAAGUCCCAC
Westerdykella ornata is the source of this 3984-nucleotide messenger RNA. RefSeq names its product WD40 repeat-like protein. The transcript has 3 exons. Gene Ontology annotation, biological process: tRNA methylation. Bases 36 to 3854 code for a protein of 1272 amino acids. NCBI's taxonomy places the organism in Eukaryota, Fungi, Ascomycota, Dothideomycetes, Pleosporales, Sporormiaceae. Gene Ontology annotation, cellular component: cytoplasm. Gene Ontology annotation, molecular function: protein binding. The record is from RefSeq and is a predicted model, not a curated record.